Messenger RNA from Paramecium tetraurelia, 1752 nucleotides. RefSeq lists its product as uncharacterized. The record is from RefSeq and is a predicted model, not a curated record. The transcript has 3 exons. Gene Ontology annotation, biological process: proteasome-mediated ubiquitin-dependent protein catabolic process. Lineage: Eukaryota; Ciliophora; Oligohymenophorea; Peniculida; Parameciidae. Gene Ontology annotation, molecular function: ubiquitin protein ligase activity.
AUGAAUAAUUAAUUUGAGAUUAUAAAAAAGGUUUGGGCAUCAAAGAAAAUUUUGUCCUUUUUUAAAUAUCAAAGACUUGUGAAUAAAAGGUUGAAUGAGCUAAUAAAAGAAUAAGAACCAAAAAUUCAAAUUUUUCUUCAGUUACAAGAAAAUAAAGAGUAAUUAGGGAAUUCAAAUAAGUAAUAUACAAAAGUAUCCACUAAAGCUUUAGAAGAUGAAGUAAGCCUUCUGAAACCAUUAAUAUUACUCAAUAAUAGAAACAUAAUUAACAAUUAGAAGUAUUUACUAGAUAUUUUAUCAAUAAUUCACUAUUCUACAAAUGACGACGAAUCUACUUAUGUAGAAAACACUUUAAAGAAUCCAAGCAAAGUUAAUGAGCAGAAAUAAUUAUAUAAAAUACUAGAAUUGGCUUUUGUAAUUCUUUAAAAUUCAAUAUAGGAAACAGUUUAAUAAUAAAUUUUAAUCGGGUUAGAUUCCAUAUUAAAAUCAAUGAUUAAAUGUUCAUCAAAUAAUCCUCAAAUAUUAUUAACCUUGAGAUAAUAUUAAAAGUAUAGUAGGAUUAUGCAAUGCACAACUUCUUUUUAAGGAAUAAACUCUUUCAUAAAAGCUAUAACAUCCUUUGAUUGCAAAUUAAAACUAGAUUUGACACCAGAUACAAUUGAAAAAACUCUAACUAAUGUAUUACAACAAUUAGAUUGCGUAAUUUGUUACAGCUCAAUGACUAAUCCUGUAUCUAUGAAAUGUGGACAUAGUUUUUGUAAAGCAUGUAUGGUUCAAGAUUAGAGUAAUAAUUAAAAGAGAUGUCCAAUUUGUAGAAUGGAAUAGAUGGAUGAGAUUUACUUAAGUGAAAACAAUAAAUUCUUAACAAAGUUGAUUUAACUUAAAAAUAGCUUCUAGAGUCAGUCAGAUAUAUGGUAAGGAGAUGAUACCUAAGCAUAAUAUUAUAUUCACAUAAAACCACAAAGAAAAGAUGCUUAUGAAAACAAAAUUGUAUUAAGAACAAAGUAAUCACUCAAAUAUUUAAUUGAGGAAGAAGUUGAAAUAGAUACAAUGAAAUUUCGAUCGCUCAGCACACAUUAGUUUCAAUAAUUAUUGCAGUAACACCUUAUUUUUAUUCUUAUCGAUAAAAACGAAAAUGCCUAUUUGGUGAAAAAUAUAUUGACACAUAUAAGAAAGAGCAAGGCUAUAAUUAAGGUUUAAUAUUAGGAUAAAAUCCAAAUUGCGCAUUAAUAUUACUCUCACAUUUUCCUUAAUAUUUAAAAUGUAGAAUAUAUAUUUAACUGCUUAUUUGCAACAGCGAUUACUUUAGAAGAUCAAUAUAUAGAUCUUAGUAAGAUCGAAAUUCUUAAGCAAUUGGAUAACUCGAUAAGUAAUAUAAAAGAAUUCUUUAAUCAGGUUCUUCGAAAUUAGUAGUAAGAUUAAACUUAUUAAACUAUUCUUUCAUUCUUAACAAUAGUAGGAUUUUGGAAUUUAUAGAAUUCAGAUAUAAUUAGCAAUUAUGAUGAAAUGAAAAAAUAUUCAUAUCUGAUUCCAAAUAUUUUAAGAAUACCUGAAAAGGAAAGGGAGAAGAUUUAGAAGACUAAUAACUUAAUAAUAAGGUUGCAAUUGAUUGAAGAAAGUCUAAACAGAUUCAAAUAAUGCUCAAACUUAUUAAUGAUAAUUAGUAUUCCAACACAGAAUAAAGAUUCUAACAGAAAUAUCAUAAUUUUUAUUGUAGUAUUUUUAUUAUUGUCAUUUACCCUAUAGUUGUGA